GAGAAAUGGGCGAGAGGGAGGCCCAGCUGCGACGGAUCGCCAGCGCUGCUGGGAUCCGCUGUCGGGCCUCCCGAAGCCGUGCUGUCGUGGCCGCCUGCGGCGGCGCGGCCAUCUGCCUGGUGGCGCUGUUGCCCCGGCGGCGCUCGGGCGGCCAUGUGCUGCAGAGCCCUGCGCUCGGGCGGCAAGAGGACUGGAGCCAGGAGGUGACCCGCGCCGUCCUGGCGCCCAACCCGUCAUGCCUCUCCGGCACGCUCGCGCUGGCGGGUUGCAGGUCGAGCGGCGCGUGCGCGGCGCCGAAGCUCCGCGGGUGUGGCGGCGAGGCCCUGCGCCCCGCGGGGGAGUGGUCGCGCCUCAUGGAGUUCCUCCGGGCACGGCUGGACGCGGGGAGCAUCCUCUUCGCGGCGGACGCUGCCCACGUCAGCUUCGCCUACAGCUGCUGCAGCCCCCGCGGGCGAGAGGCCUGCGCGCUCUGGGGCGGCGCCGUGGGGUCGUUCCAGUUCCCCGACGUUCGCAUUCGGCUGCACGACCGCGUGGUCUGCGUGCACGACCCGAAGGACGGCAUCCCGAGCGUGUAUCUCGCGCUCGUCGCUGACCACGAGUCGCAGCUGAGGCUGUUCGGGGCGGUGCGCUCCUUCGAGAGGGCGCUAGGGGGAGCGGAGAGGCGCGAGCAACGUGGUCACGGGAAGCCGACCCAGACCACCGCUGUGAAAAGCUCGGCGGCGAGCGAGGGGGGGAAGUGAGAAGGAGAAGGCUUUCUCAGAAGGCGGCGGGUCUUCUUAGAAGCCCUUCGGCCUUCUGAGAAGUUUUCUGUCUCUCCAGGGAAGGCUCAGAACAACUUCUCAGCAGGCUGAGGGACUUCCGAGCCUUCUGAGAAGGCCCGCCCGUUUUCGCUUCCCCCCCAGGCUCGCCGCCGAAAAGCAGUCAUGGGUCCUGGAGGAUCUUUCAAUGCUCUUUUUUCUCAGACAGUAGGUCGCUUGACAAGGGCCCUGAGGCCCACAACGGGCUCCAGGGGCCGAAACUCAGAACUUUGGCGAAGGAUGGUUCCCAGAAUGCCCUGGGCGUGGGGGGAGAGGCGCGAGGGGCUUUUCCACAUGACGCUGAUGGUGGUCUCGGAGGCCAGCUGGAACAGCAGCCUCCAGGCGGCGGCCGACUCGGAGUGGGCGCGCCUCAACGCGGGCGUCGGGGACUUCGUCCUCUCGCGGGCCGCCCUCGACACCUCCGAGAUCGACCCUGGCGGCGCCCAGCGCCGCUGCGAGAGGUGAGCCGCGAGAUGCCCGAGCUGCGGGAUGCCCGAGCUGCAAGUGUGCCCGAGCUGCGCGGGAGGCCCCCCCCCCCCCGGGCCGCUGCGGCGCCCGGGCGCCGGGCGCUGGGGCCCUGGCCGCGAGGGAGUCUGGACGCCCAAACCUCCUCCUCCCUCCUCCUUCUCCCUCCUCCUCCCCC
Molecule: messenger RNA, 1440 nt
Organism: Prorocentrum cordatum
Lineage: Eukaryota; Dinophyceae; Prorocentrales; Prorocentraceae
Source: the annotation of a GenBank genome assembly